Molecule: messenger RNA, 1408 nt
Organism: Teleopsis dalmanni
Lineage: Eukaryota; Metazoa; Arthropoda; Insecta; Diptera; Diopsidae
Exons: 5
Coding region: 1-1335 (444 amino acids)
Source: RefSeq, a predicted model, not a curated record
AUGCGGGUCCACCGGAGUCUAUUGGUAAUACUUUUAAUUAAUAUUUUUAGCAUUGUACUUCAAACACUGUCGGUCAUUGCCUUAGUCUCAAGUAAGGCGAUUUUAGAUCAGCAUUCUUCUCCCACACAGCAGAAUAGCGCAGAUGUUUUACAAAAACGAAUUGACUUUGGAAAUGAUGCUCACAUUGACAUCAUAGAUGAGCAUCAUCAUCACCAUCAUCACGAACAUGAACAUGAUCCGGGAUUUUGGAAAAAAAAAGUUACUUGGAAAGAAGGUUGGAAAAAAAUUUGGAAACCAGCUAAAAAGCAGAUUUGGGUUCCAAAAUGGAAGCAAAUAUGGAAACCCAUUUGGGUACCAAUAAAAGUACCUGCUUGGAAAGAUAUAAAAGUUCCUGCAUGGAAACAACAAUGGAAACCAGUAUGGAAAGAAAUUCAAGUACCUGCCUGGAAAGAAAUCCAAGUCCCUGCCUACAAAAAAAUUUGGAAACCUAUAUGGGUGCCAACAAAAGUGCCUGCCUGGAAAGAAAUACAGGUUCCUGAUUGGAAACAAAUUUGGGUUCCAGUAUGGAAAGACAUACAGGUUCCUGCUUGGAAGGAGAUACAAGUGCCUGAAUGGAAGCAAUAUUGGACUCCAGAAUGGAUUAAGGUUGGUAUACCAGGUGAAAAAUAUUUGGGAAAAGAUCACGAAGGCUGGGAAUACACAAGUCACGAUUUGUGGAAGAAAAAACUAAUAUGGAAAUCUCAUUGGAAAAAAAUUUGGAAACCAGCCAAAAAGCAAAUAUGGGUGCCAAGUAAAAAACUUGCUUGGAAAGAAGCUUGGAAAAAGAUUUGGAAACCAGCGAAAAAACAAAUUUGGGUUGAUGACAAGAAACUUGAAUGGAAGGAAGAUUACAAACAAAUCUGGAAACCAGCAAAGAAACUUAUUUGGGUUCCAGAUAAAAAACUGGAAUGGAAAGAAGAUUGGGUGCAAAUAUGGAAGCCUUCUAAGAAGCAAAUUUGGGUUGAUGAUAAGAAAUUGCAAUGGAAGGAAGGUUGGAAACAAAUCUGGGUACCCGGAUACAAGGACAUAUGGGUCCCUGCAUGGAAGAAAAUUUGGAAGCCUGUCAUUAUUUCAGAAUGGUUCCCAACACCCGAUCACCAUCAUCAUCAUGAGGAACAUGGUUGGGAUCGCAGUGGUAAUGCGAAAGAUAGAGUAGUAUGGAAACGAGAUGACAAAUCUGUAUCAGAAACAAAGACAACACAACUUAAACAAGUUGAGCCUACGGACCAAAAAGCGAUAAAUUAUCUCCAAGUACCAGAUACUCAUAACCAAAAACUUCAGUUUCCUACAACGUAAAUAAAUAUUUAUUUUAUAUAAAAUGCCAUCAAUUUUUAGUUCUGUAAUACCUUAUGUCUGCCAACCCCUUGUA